AUAUUAUACGCAUGUGGCCAUCUGUUUCAGUACUGGCAGAAGAACCCCUUUUUUAAUGUCGUUUUGUUAAAUAUACGUUGUCAUUUUCUUUCCUGUUUUGAUUUUAGACCCGUCCCACUUUUUGUGCUUAAGUCUUCUCCGUUGGGAUCUGCGUCUCUUAACGACUAUUAAUUCUGAUAAUUUUUAAAAGGGUGUAGAAUAAGUACUACUUUCAAAUAAAAACGAUUUUGUUGUGAUCACACGGAUCAUUACCCUUUCUGUCGGGAAAUAAGCUAACUGUAUAAAUCCAGACAUGUCAUCAAACGAAAGCGCUGAGGAAGAGCCAAGUCCGAGAAGCCCGCGACGGGAAGCAGGAGGCUCGGCUCGAAGGAAUCUCGACCAUCUCAACGAUGGAUUUUUCGAAGAGAGCACUUCCUCCUCCGAAGACGACGGUAUCGAUUUCAAGGCAGAUUCGUUGGACUUUUCGUGCUCAGGCAGCGACGACGAUAACGAAUCUGACAGUAAAUUAAGAAAUGAGGAGGAUACAAAUACAUACGACAAAAACCUGAUGGACAAACUUUCUUCAAAACAGUUAAUCACAUCAGAUGUUGAAGAUGAUGAAGAGGUUACUUCACGAGUAAAGGAAUACAUGAAAAAAAUGAGAGCUGAAGAAAAGACUAUGUUGAAUAAAUUGAACGAUGGCAGUGCCUCUUCGGAAGAAGUCAGCAAAAACCGUAUGAACAAAGACGCAAUUCUAAAGAAGUUCGGGUACAAGGACCAACUCGAAAAAUUGAAAAAUGAAAGCUUUUUCGACAGGUACGAUUCUUCGGACUCCUCUGGAACGGAGGACGACUCGGAUUUCGUCGCUCUCGCGGAAACAAUGGAAAAAAUGAACACGGGAAUGACGACUGGUAGCAAGCCGUCCACGCUCAAAUCGAGCAUGAAGAAGACCACCAAACCGGCCAAUUCCCGGGAGAUGGACAUCAGGCAGAAAAUCGCUGAAAUGAAGAAAAUGAUAGAAAGUCCGAACGACGAACUCGACGAGAAAAUUUUAAAAUCGAAACAAAAAGUGUCAGAUUGGAUGAAAGACGAAACUACGAAAUCCGCGGCGUUGAAAGAGAAAUUUAUGAGCAGCAAGAAAAUAGUGGAGGAAACUCUUAAAAAAGAUCUUUCCGCGAGAAAACCGAGCAAACUCUCCGAUGUAAAAAGCAGCACGAAAGCUGUGAACUCACGAUACUCCCUUCCUCCGGUCAAGCCCACUAAACCUUUUGGCGAUACGCUCAAGUCGACAAAAAAGGAUGACAUUCUCCAACAUAUGUACGACGCAGGUGCGCCUUCCAAGUUGAAAUCUCAGAACCCAGAAAAACCGCCGAUACCGAAAAAGAAGAUCGCCGCCGUGUCGAAGGUGGACACCGGCUUGCCGGCCAGGCUGCUCCAGACAAAACUCGAAGCUAGCAAGAUCAUGGGAAAAAUCGAAACUCCAAAUCAUGACGUUCCGUCGCCGACUAUGAACAGAUUGGCGGCGAGGAAACCCGUACUGAAGAAGCCGACGAUCAAAAAAACAGCCGCCACCUGAAUUAAAUGCGUUAGAUGAGUGAGAUUCGGCCAGAACAAAAUUGUACGACUUACUGGAAAAAGCCCAACUUUGAAAUUAAACUUCCAACGGUCUUUCUAUA
Molecule: messenger RNA, 1655 nt
Organism: Cimex lectularius (bed bug)
Lineage: Eukaryota; Metazoa; Arthropoda; Insecta; Hemiptera; Cimicidae
Exons: 5
Coding region: 293-1555 (420 amino acids)
Source: RefSeq, a predicted model, not a curated record